Molecule: messenger RNA, 1020 nt
Organism: Trichomonas vaginalis G3
Lineage: Eukaryota; Parabasalia; Trichomonadida; Trichomonadidae
Product: organellar and viral DNA polymerase type B
Exons: 1
Source: RefSeq, a predicted model, not a curated record
AUGUAUCGGAAGUUGUCUAAGUUAGAACACUCGGAAAUAAAACAACUUCUUACAGAAGCUAAUAUAGAUGUUGCAAAGCAUUACGCAACAAACAAAAAAGCACUCGCUGACUUCAUUAAAGACUAUAAUGGUGCAAUAAGUUAUGAUAGAAUUCAUGAGUUCAUAAAGCCGCAACGCGGCGAGGACGAAGUCCAUGCAAGAGCAUUUCCUUUAAAUGACAUUGCUAUUGACUUAUAUCAUAGACGUUCAGUACCUCAUGAAGUAAGAAGAGAGAUGUUUGACAUAACAAAUGCAAACGUUGGUGAAACACGAAAGAGAGAUGACACACUGAAACAACAGAGAAGAGAGAUGUUUAAAAGUGCUAUAGAACAAGUUCGCAAAGCUAACGAUGUCAUUCGUUCCAUUGACGACAAACCAAAAGAAGGUGAGAGAUGGUUAAAGAAAGAUGAAGAGAAUAGGAAGAGAAAUGUGAAGUCAGGCAAUAGACUCAUUGACUUUAACAUCGAAGCUUUAGAUGAACCAAACAGAGACUACUUACACAAACAUUUCGGUAAGGUUUUCAUGAGACUCUUAGAGAAAAUUAAAAUAAACUCGCAACAGAGAUGGAUGGUAUGUUAUAAACUUGGUGGAAAGUAUGAAUGUUCUACGUUAAACCUCAAUAAUAUUGGAACAUUACUACAUCAGCUCUUGAAGGAGAACUUUAUAUCAGAGAUAGAAGCAAAUGCUGCAGGUAUUGUUGAAAUGCACUAUGACUUCUUCUUGACAAACAUAAAGAAUCUUACCGAAAUAAAGAUGUAUGAUUUAACAGAAUAUGAAGGCUUAACGAUGUCAGAUGUAAAGAAAGGCAAACCAAAAAAGAGACCAUAUAGAGAUGAAAGCACACUGACAAAUGACCAGAAAGCCAUUUUGGAAGCUCUUAAGCAAACAGGAAACCCAGCACUUAUAGAAAGCUUUUGGAAAGAUAAUGGUGAAAAGAAGUUUUAUAAGAAGAGAAGCGGUCAGUUCUGGAAGUAUCUUUGC